UGGUGCGCAUAUUGAAUUAGGCCAAAACAACGUGGCCGUGAAAAAUGGAAAUAGAGAAUAAUCAAAUUCAAUGAGAACUUUUUAUUUUUUAUUGAGGAGUACCGUAAGGAAUUGCGUCAUCGGCGGUCAAGGACAGUUCGUGCUCUCUGAAGGCUGGCAGAAGCUGAUCGUCGUCUUGGAUUGCUGUGACAGUGUGAUGAAGAAUGACAUACACUGAUUUGAAAAAUGAAAUCUGCACCACAUGGGUGCAGCUGAGUGCUGAACAGAUGGCCCAGGUCCGUAUGGCACUUCUGGAAGUUUCCCGCUCAGUAGGGCAGUACCCACGCAUGAGAGAAAUAAGCAAGUGUUAUGAUCUUUCUUCAGCUCUCAUUUUGCUUGAAAAAUGGAAACUUCUGACACCUCAAAAAGUGGACAUUCUUCUUUGGCUCACUAAGGAUGUGGGACCUCAUUCAGAAAUGAUUCGGGGUCUCAUAGAACAGUACAAGAAAAUUUCCAUCUCUUCUGUCAACACCCAUCGAAGUCAAGAAAGGCAUGAUGAUCAGAACAGAUUGCCUCAUGAACCUAUCUAUGCCAAAAUCUGUGAGUACCUGAGCGAAAAUCUUCGAGGAAGGUGGUCGGACUUGGGGCGUUCCCUAAACCUUGGUAAUCUUGUCAGUGAGCUGUUCCGAGAAUCAGGUAUUAGAAACAAAGACAAGAUUCAUCAGGUCUUGGAGGAACACAGACUGCAGGCACAAGGAGACCCCAUACCAGGGCUGCUGCAAGCAUUACAAGAUUGUGAAUUAAACCUGCAACGCAGACACAUCAUAAAGGAAAUUAUCUCUUGAGAAUAUGUUUUCUUCUGUCUUGUGAAGUUGGUCCUGAACCUAAACAGCAUUUCUCAUGAAAGAGAAGGAUUAUAGAUUCACAAAAUUUACUAACAUUAAUGACAGGUAAGUCAGAUUUUCUUGGUGAAAGCAACAGGGCAUGUCAAGGAAUAGUUUAGAUUACCAUUAACCCGUUAACUGCUGUACGCCUCUCAGGCGGCUUCUUCAGGAACGUGCUGUACACCUCUUGGAAGCGUGAUUUUUAGAUUGCUUCUAUAAAACUGCUGAACCUUGUACACCCUCGAAUCUAUUUUUUCUAGUUAGCAUAGCGUCUCAUGUUUCAUUUUUCAUCUUAGACAUGCAGAUUUUGUCAUUAGUUUGUCGUCUGUCAAGAGUGAUAAAGACAUUUGUAUGGGAAGCCUA
This is a messenger RNA of Eriocheir sinensis (Chinese mitten crab), 1226 nucleotides long. RefSeq lists its product as uncharacterized. The record is from RefSeq and is a predicted model, not a curated record. The coding region runs from base 204 to 824 and encodes 206 amino acids. NCBI's taxonomy places the organism in Eukaryota, Metazoa, Arthropoda, Malacostraca, Decapoda, Varunidae. The transcript has 5 exons.